Messenger RNA from Cylicostephanus goldi, 924 nucleotides. The record is from the annotation of a GenBank genome assembly. NCBI's taxonomy places the organism in Eukaryota, Metazoa, Nematoda, Chromadorea, Rhabditida, Strongylidae.
AUGACCUUUGCUAUUAUCAGAAAAUGUGCCAAACCCGGUCUCAAAAGUGCAAAAGGUCUCAAUUUGAUUAUGAUUACUGUCAACAUUCCAAAGCGACGUGCACGCUGUUUGGGAGAUGCUCAGCAGCUCGACCCGCAUCUAUCGUUUGCCUGCCACUUGACUCCUCGUUUGAGUCAUUCAAACAUUGGUUUCCACGAUCUUUAUUGGAACUACAAGGACGACAAGCUUCGCAAACGACGUGUGCGUGUCUCCAAACUUGUGCGACUGGUGCGGCUGGAGGGAAUGCCAAGAGAAAGUCCGAUCUGCUUAGUUCGAACAGCUCUUUACGAUCGAAGCAGGAAAACUGGCAGGCAAAUUGUAAAGCAAUUUUUCGAUCUUUCAUUGGUCAGUAACGUGCAUACCAUAAGAUCCCAGGUCAAGAAUCGUACUUGGACUUUUAACAGUCGGGUAGGACGAAGCAGUCAAGAAUAUAUAAAAUUGACGGACACAACAUCAUCUGGCGUGGACUAUGGAGAUUUCGUUGUUCGAUCAAACUACAAUAUGGAUGAUGUCGUGCUUCUGAUCGAAGCUUCUCAUAUCGUUGAAACUCCGGCUGGUCCCGAAGAAAGAAGUUUAGGCAUCAUUACUAUACCGCUAAUUACUAGAGGACAAGUAUCAAUAGCUAACAAGACAUACUCUGAAUACUUACGUGGAGAAAAUGUUUUCGAUCCCACAAGGGAAGGAGCACAGCCUACUCAGUUCAAGAUCGUUUUGAAAGUCCUUGAUGUUCCACAGGAGCUGGUACCUCUAGUCGACUCGAUGCCUGAUGUAUUGCUCUUCAAUCCAAUGUUUGUGAGGUUGUACUUCUUCUUCCGACGCCGUGCCGGAACCACACUUUUGCGCGAUCGAGAUAAUCCCCUUAGUGCAGGCAAGUUGCAAGUUUAG